Messenger RNA from Drosophila serrata, 1737 nucleotides. RefSeq names its product Ionotropic receptor 60b (gene Ir60b). Lineage: Eukaryota; Metazoa; Arthropoda; Insecta; Diptera; Drosophilidae. The record is from RefSeq and is a predicted model, not a curated record.
AUGUGGCUGGGAAUUUUUGUAAUAAUUACCACAAUAUUUGGGGAUAUAUUCAGUGAACCCUUAAAUAAUAUCCUGCGGUCUCUGGAUAUAGAGUUGUCGUAUAAAACUAUAUUUUUACUCCAAAAUAAAAAUGAAAGCUUGUGCUGGAACCAAACAGACUUUGAAGAUAUGGUGGCAAUAUUAAAUUUCAACGCGAGUGACAGUGUGUAUCUAAAAGAUAGUUUUAAUAGCAAUAUACUGGUUCUAGUUUGCUUGGACAAAAACAAAAAUGAGACAAUGCAAGUUCUCUAUAAAAACCUUGAGGAUAUGCGAGAUACUCACACUAUAUUAUUCGCUGCUUCAGAAGUCAAAAUAAAAUACUUGUUUUUGGAUUGUUUCAAAGAGAAAAUGCUUAAUGUGCUGGCUUUUCAGGGCUCAGACAGAAAUAUUAUCUACAGCUACCAAGCAUUCCCAGCAUUUCGUCUAAUAAAGCGGAAUGUGAUGGAAAUUAAUAGAUACUUUGAACCACAACUGAAGGAUCUAGGCGGAUAUACCCUUAGGACACUACCAGACAAUAUAAUGCCAAGAACUGUGGCCUAUAGAACUUCUGAUGGACGUCGUCAGUUGGGUGGAUACCUGUGGCACUUUAUAAGGAACUAUGCUAGCACUCUGAAUGCAACUCUAAAAAUCUGCUGGGAUCUAGUUCCGGAAGAGGGUAUGACCAAUCUGGCCAAGGUCAUCCAACUGUCCAAAGCGUCUGGCGUGGACUUUCCUCUGGGCAUUGAUGGUCUCGACUUGGAGUCGGCGAAGCAGAAUGUUCCCUUGGAGAUGUCCAGCUGGUUUCUGAUGCUGCCCAUGGAGCCUGGCAUUCCACGCUCUCAUUUUCUUCUAAGAUUGCGACUAGAGGGCAUGAUUCCUUUGAUGCUGCUGGUGGCAGUAGCGCUGGGCAAUGCCCAUCGCAUUGCGGCCGGAUUGGAUCCAAGCUGGCGGAGUUUUCUUAUAAACGAUCAAGUCUUGCGUGGGAUUCUAGGACAGCCCUUUGUUCUGCCAGGACGACUCUCCUUGAAACUGAUGACAAUCUAUGGCUUGCUCCUCAUGGGAGGAUUCUUUAUGAGUAACUAUUACACCGCCGUUCUGGAGACUUGGCUGGUGCAUCCACCGGUGGCGGAUCACAUCAAUAACUGGGAGCAAAUGCAUUCACUAAAUCUAAAGAUACUUAUUAUUCCCACUGAAAAGCAGUACAUGACGGAGGCCAUGGGUAGCGAGUUCAUGAAUGCCCAUCGCGACAUGUUUGAAAUCACAAACUCAGCGAACUUUCAGAGGAAGCGAAUCCAGAUGGAUCCAAAGUAUGCGUAUCCAGUUACCACAACCCUGUGGCCACUUCUGAAGCAGGGUCAAGUCCGUCUCCAGCGACCCAUCUUCCGUAGGUCCCGCCAAAUAGUAUUCCUGCCAAUGCUGAUUCUGACCAUGUCGCUGCCGGAUAACUCACCCUUUCACAAGUCACUCCUGAAGUACAGGAGAAAUGCCCAGGAGAGUGGUCUAUAUUACAUUUGGUUCACACGAAGCUUCAACGAAUUGAGGGCUCUUGGAAGAAUCACCUACAAUGUCGACAGUAACAUGGAAGUAUAUUGUGAUCUGAAGUGGCAUGAUUUUUAUUUUAUAUGGCUUGCCUUUGUGGCAGGAAUAAUGGUCAGUGUCCUUGGAUUUCUGCUAGAGCUAGGCUACCAUAGGUGGAGUAUAAAAAGUACGCACAAAUAA